CCUCCCCUUCCUCCGAAGCUCCGCUCCCAACCCCUCGUUUUUUCCCAGCCUCUUUUCUCAAUUCCAGCCUUCCAGCCCACGUCCAUCCCUGGACUGCUCCCCAAACGGUCAAAGCCAGAGCCGAUCGCGCGCGGCGGCGAUAACGAGAAGGUAGCUGAACCAGGAGGAGGAGGAAGAGUCGCCGGCGAGCAGCAAUGCCUUACUGCGAGGUGGGCAGGUACGCGGACGGGGAAAAGUGGGAGGGCGUCCGGCUCUUCUACCGCCGCUACGGCCGCGGCGCCACCAAGGUGCUCCUCAUCAUCGGAUUGGCGGGGACGCAUGACUCGUGGGGCCCGCAGAUAAAGGGGCUGACCGGGUCGCUGGAGCCCGCCGACGACGAGGCCCCGCGGCCGGACGAGGAGGCCGGCGCCGGCGCAGCCGGCGCGGCGGAGGCGGCGCCCGCGGAAGGGGAUGACGCCGGCGGCGACGGCAUCGAGGUCUGUUGCUUCGACAACCGCGGCGUCGGCCGCAGCUCCGUGCCCCCGAACAAAUCCUACUACUCGACGGCGAUCAUGGCGAAGGACGCCUUGGCCUUGAUGGAUCAUUUGGGGUGGAAGAAAGCACAUGUCUUUGGCCACUCUAUGGGUGCGAUGAUUUCUUGCAAGCUAGCAGCGAUAGCGCCUCACAGGCUGUGUUCACUGGCAUUGCUUAAUGUUACCGGAGGUGGCUUUCAGUGUUUCCCAAAGGUAGAUGGGCAGAUGCUAUCUCUUGCAUUCCGUUUCUUAAGGGCGAAAACUCCAGAGGAAAGAGCGCUUGUAGACUUGGAAACCCAUUAUACGAAGGAAUACCUUGAGGAUACUGUCGGGUCAUGCACUAGGAGAAUGAUCCUUUAUCAAGAAUAUGUGAAGGGUAUAUCUUCAACAGGAAUGCAAUCUAAUUGUGGUUUUGAAGGGCAAGUUAAUGCAUGCUGGACUCACAAAAUGACUACAAAAGAAUUAGAUACAAUACGUUCUGCCGGUUUUCUAAUUUCAGUUAUUCAUGGAAGGUAUGAUAUAAUUGCACAAUUAUGUCAUGCAAAACGUCUAGCAGAAAGGCUUCUUCCUGCUGCUAGAAUGGUAGAACUUCAUGGUGCACAUCUAGUGAGCCACGAAAGACCAGAUGAGGUGAACAAUGCACUUAUGGAUCUAAUAAAGGCUACCAAAUCUGCGAUGAAACCUGAAGAGUGGUCGGCCCAGCCUGAGAAUGUAUCAGAAACCGGGGCACUUAUAUCCGGGAGACCCAUUACCGUCACGAUGCGAACAGAUGAAGGUGCAAAUGCCACCAAAGUCGCCGUAGCAGUCUAUACCUUGCUUGGCAAGCUGCAACUAAGCUUUCUUUAUCUCAUAGGGGUGAUAGUCAUGGGGUUUGAGCACAUGAGGAACAUUGUAAAGGUAAUGAAGCCAGUAAGGGUGGCAGCAAUUGAGUCAUAAGAAAACAAGGACAUGCAAAUUAUUCUCAAUACAAUACCUUGUGGGAGUCGAGAUGAUAUUUCACUUCACCCCAAUACUUCGGAGAUGAUGAUUUUAGCGUAGCAUCUCCAACAAAUGUGGAACUUUUCUGAGAGAACGCCUGCUCUUAGCAGAAUAAUAGGACACAAGAACAUCGAAGAAACCAUAGCACGCGCCUGGGCAGAAGUGUCGCAGGGCGCGGUUGAUGUAUGUACCUGCAAGAGAAUGUGUAGCCUGUAUCUGUUUCACGGCCACGUGCUGCGCUGGUGCUGCCGGCCUGACACCCGGACCUGUAUCAUACUGAGAUUUCAAAAUCGAUUCUUCGUUGCUUCA
Panicum hallii is the source of this 1799-nucleotide messenger RNA. Its product is annotated as putative aminoacrylate hydrolase RutD. The transcript is spliced from 11 exons. NCBI's taxonomy places the organism in Eukaryota, Viridiplantae, Streptophyta, Magnoliopsida, Poales, Poaceae. The record is from RefSeq and is a predicted model, not a curated record. Bases 195 to 1448 code for a protein of 417 amino acids.